CCUUGACCGAGCUCUUUUUUUUUCAGGAUGUUGUGAUAAAUUUACUUCUUAUUGGUUUAAUUAAUAAUUAUGCCUCCGGGCCUUAGAGGACUAAGUUAUUCGAUUAAAGCCAUGAGCACGUGGACGACGGUUUCACCAUCAUGCAUGGCCUGGCGGGAUUCGCGACCAUGUUCGGGCUCUCGCUGGCAACUCUGCUAGCCGCGUACAAACUGGGCCCAGCCUCUGAGAAAGAGUUGGAAUUGCCCACGAAUUACAAGGAUUUUCAGCAGCAGGCCAGGGUAGUGGGGGAUUACAGUUUGAACCAUGGUUGGUACACGUUUUCCAUGCUGUGGUUGACGCAGACUUUCUGGCGAGCGUUUGGCAUUCCUGGGAUCAGGUCGCUUAGAACAGUUUCAACUGUGUUCUUUGGAGUGUUUCCGGCAUUAUGCAUGGCAGUGACUGCGAAUUUGGUGGGAUCAUAUCUUGCUUACGGCCUUUCUGAAGCUUUCCUGGUUGAUUACAUUCAGUCUGCAUUUCCGGACAGAGUCGCAUAUUUGAUGUCACUGAUGAUGACGCCGGGGUUCACGUUGACGUUCGCUAGUUUUGCAUCCCCGGCCAUCGGUGUGCCAAUUGACACCUUUUUGGCAGCAUCUGCGAUCGGGACUCUCCCGAGUGUUAUUUCUGCUUGUUUGGCCGGAAACGUGCUCAGAACGAUCGAGAAGCCAGAUUUCUUCUCGUUCAUCAACUUUUUGCAGAUGUUUUGCGUGGCUAUUCUGGCGUUGUUGCCGAAAUUGACGGAUUUCUACUUGACUCGGUCGCAUCCGGACACGACGGUCUUGUACCGACCGCGAGCGUCUUACAAAGUCAAGUGAAUCUAACAAAAGGUAGAAGAGAAGAAU
Molecule: messenger RNA, 878 nt
Organism: Notodromas monacha
Lineage: Eukaryota; Metazoa; Arthropoda; Ostracoda; Podocopida; Cyprididae
Source: the annotation of a GenBank genome assembly